AUGGUGCUGGCUGCCGUGGAGCGCGUGGUGCGGCUGCAGAGGGAGCCGGCGCGGAUCCGCAACAUCUGCGUGUUGGCGCACGUGGACCACGGAAAAACUACUCUGGUUGACUGUCUCAUAUCUAGCAAUGGGAUCAUUUCCAGCCGGUUGGCAGGCAAGUUGCGGUACAUGGACAGCAGAGAAGACGAGCAGGUCCGAGGCAUCACCAUGAAAUCCAGCGCCAUCUCCCUGCAUUACACAGACAGCAGAGAGGAAUACCUCAUCAAUCUGAUAGACUCCCCGGGGCACGUCGAUUUCUCCUCUGAGGUUUCCACCGCUGUGCGCAUCUGUGAUGGCUGCAUUAUUGUGGUGGAUGCAGUGGAAGGAGUAUGCCCACAGACACAGGCAGUUCUGCGGCAAGCUUGGCUCGAAAACAUACGCCCAGUCCUAGUGAUUAAUAAAAUUGAUCGCUUGAUAGUAGAGCUGAAGUUCACCCCACUUGAGGCCUAUUCUCACCUCAAGAAUAUUUUAGAACAGAUAAAUGCACUCACAGGAACUCUUUUUACUUCUAAAGUCCUAGAAGAGAGAGCAGAGAGAGAGUCUGAAUCCCAAGUGAUCGCAAACUCUGAGCAAGGCAUGCAGGUGUAUGACUGGAGCACCGGCUUGGAAGACACGGAUGACUCUCACCUUUACUUUUCUCCUGAUCAGGGCAAUGUGGUGUUUGCAAGUGCCAUUGAUGGCUGGGGCUUUGGAAUCGAGCACUUUGCCAACAUCUACAGUAAGAAAAUCGGCAUCAGAAAGGAAGUUCUUCUGAAAACCUUGUGGGGAGAUUAUUAUAUAAACAUGAAGGCUAAGAAGAUCAUGAAGGUGGACCAGGCAAAAGGAAAGAAACCUUUGUUUGUACAGUUGAUCCUGGAAAAUCUAUGGAGUUUGUAUGAUGCUGUUUUGAAAAAAGACGUAGAGAAGAUCGACAAGAUCGUGACCUCCUUAGGACUGAAAAUGGGAGCUCGAGAGGCACGCCACUCAGACCCGAGGGUCCAGAUCAAUGCCAUCUGCAGCCAGUGGCUGCCUGUGUCCCGAGCUGUGCUUGCUAUGGUGUGCCAGAAGCUUCCCAGUCCCCUGGAGAUCACAGCCGAGAGAGUGGAGAGACUGAUGUGUCCCGGCUCCCAGCCCUUCGACACUUUGCCUUCCGAGACCCAGGCACUGAAAGCAGCUUUUAUGAAAUGUGGAAGUGAAGAUACCGAUCCGGUUAUUAUCUUCGUUUCCAAGAUGUUUGCGGUGGAUGCUAAAGCACUUCCUCAGAACAAGCCCAGGCCCCUCACGCAAGAAGAACUUGCACAGCGGCGGGCCCGUGCCCGGCAGCGGAACGCAGAAAAGCUGGCAGCUGUGCAGGGUAAGGCCACCUCAGAAGCCAACCUGGAGGGGCACACCCCGGAAACCAGUCCUCAGGGAGAAGAGCCAGAAGUUAAAGAGCAGCAGUUAGAGAGUCUCACCCCCAAAGCUGUGACCCAGGAAGAAAACAGCCAAGAAGAGUUCUUCAUUGCCUUUGCUCGUGUCUUCAGUGGUGUGGCUCGAAAAGGAAAGAAAAUAUUUGUCUUGGGACCAAAAUACAGUCCUAUUGAGUUUCUACAGAGGGUAAGACCUGUAUGGUCCCCGGAAGGCUUCUCAGCUUCGUUCGAGGACCUGCCCACUGUGCCCCACAUGUCCUGCUGCACUCUGGAGAACCUGUAUCUACUGAUGGGCCGUGAGCUAGAGGACCUGGAAGAGGUGCCUCCGGGGAAUGUACUUGGAAUAGGAGGCCUCCAGGAUUUGGUGCUAAAGUCGGCAACUCUCUGCAGCAUGCCCUGCUGUCCCCCAUUCAUCCCGCUCAGCUUUGAGGCGGCCCCCAUCGUCAGGGUUGCUGUGGAGCCCAAGCACCCAAGUGAUAUGCCUCAUCUUGUCAGAGGCAUGAAGCUGCUGAACCAGGCGGACCCCUGCGUCCAGAUUCUCAUCCAGGAGACAGGCGAGCAUGUCCUAGUCACAGCAGGCGAGGUGCACCUCCAACGAUGCUUGGAUGACCUAAAAGAAAGGUUUGCCAAGAUUGAUAUCAGUGUAUCUGAACCCAUCAUCCCAUUCAGAGAAACAAUUACAAAGCCCCCCAAAGUGGACAUGGUCAAUGAAGAAAUAGGCCGGCAGCAGAAAGUUGCAGUCAUCCACCAAACAAAGGAAGAACAGAACAAAGUCCCCGAUGGCGUCCAGGUCGACCCUGAUGGCCUCGUCACCAUCGCCACUCCCAACAAACUUGCCGUGCUCAGCGUCCGAGCCCUGCCCCUUCCAGAAGAAGUCACCCAGAUUCUAGAAGAAAGCAGUGACCUGAUCCGUUCCAUGGAGCAGUGGACGUCCUCGUUGAAUGAGGGCAAAAAUUUGCCACAGAUGGACCAGAAGACCCAAGAGAAAAUGGGGGAAUUCAAAAGAAAACUGGAGCAGCACCUUACGGGGAGAAAGUGGAGGAACACUGUUGACCAGAUCUGGUCUUUCGGCCCAAGGAAAUGUGGACCCAACAUCCUGGUGAACAGGAGCAUGGACUUCGCCAGCUCCGUGUGGACUGGCCUGUCAAGUGUAUCUUCCCAGGAAACCCGGAGCUACCGGGACCUUAGCAACAGUGUUGUGAGUGGCUUCCAACUGGCCACUCUCUCAGGCCCCAUGUGCGAGGAGCCACUCAUGGGUGUCUGUUUUGUUCUAGAAAAAUGGGAUCUGAGUAAGUUCAAGGAGCAGGGAGCCAGUGAGGCACAGAGACCAGAAUGUGGUCCCACGGAAGAAGGACUACAGGGAGGUGCCAGCACGAACUAUGAGCCGAUGAACAACUGCACUUCAGGAGCGGUUGAAAAGAGGCCAGCCCCAAGGGGAGAAUCCUCCCUCCCAGACUGUUAUGGGCCCUUCUCAGGGCAGCUUAUUGCCACCAUGAAGGAGGCCUGUCGCUAUGCCCUUCAGGCAAAACCACAGCGUCUCAUGGCAGCCAUGUACACCUGUGACAUCAUGGCUACGGGCGACGUGCUGGGCCGGGUGUAUGCCGUGCUGUCCAAGAGAGAGGGCCGCGUGCUGCAGGAGGAGAUGAAGGAGGGCACGGACAUGUUCAUCAUCAAGGCCGUUCUGCCUGUUGCCGAGAGCUUCGGCUUUGCCGAUGAGAUCCGUAAGAGGACCAGCGGGUUAGCUAGCCCGCAGCUGGUGUUUAGCCACUGGGAGGUCAUCCCGAGUGACCCCUUCUGGGUGCCGACAACUGAAGAGGAGUAUUUGCACUUCGGGGAGAAGGCAGAUUCAGAGAACCAGGCCCGGAAGUACAUGAACGCCGUUCGGAAGCGGAAGGGGCUGUAUGUGGAAGAGAAGAUCGUGGAGCAUGCAGAGAAGCAGAGGACCCUCAGCAAGAACAAGUAGCAGCUGCUUUGUGCUUUGGGCCCUGCUAGCGUGUCCAAUAAAGGUCCUGUACUUGUU
This is a messenger RNA of Suncus etruscus (white-toothed pygmy shrew), 3447 nucleotides long. RefSeq names its product elongation factor like GTPase 1 (gene EFL1). The record is from RefSeq and is a predicted model, not a curated record. Gene Ontology annotation, biological process: cytosolic ribosome assembly. Gene Ontology annotation, molecular function: GTP binding; GTPase activity; ribosome binding. Lineage: Eukaryota; Metazoa; Chordata; Mammalia; Eulipotyphla; Soricidae. Gene Ontology annotation, cellular component: ribonucleoprotein complex; cytosol.